Dicentrarchus labrax (European seabass) is the source of this 1578-nucleotide messenger RNA. RefSeq names its product integral membrane protein 2B-like. The transcript has 7 exons. NCBI's taxonomy places the organism in Eukaryota, Metazoa, Chordata, Actinopteri, Moronidae. Bases 152 to 937 code for a protein of 261 amino acids. Gene Ontology annotation, cellular component: Golgi apparatus; extracellular exosome; plasma membrane. Gene Ontology annotation, molecular function: amyloid-beta binding. The record is from RefSeq and is a predicted model, not a curated record. Gene Ontology annotation, biological process: negative regulation of amyloid precursor protein biosynthetic process.
ACCUUCGCUGCGACCACAACAACAGCUCGGAGUUGUCCGGAGAGAAGUGCGACUUCUUCACUUCGGAGCGAAAUCCUUCUGUUCUCUUGUUGUUUUACCGCCUUUUAACGGCGCUUUUUCCCGCUCGGAGUUCGCCACAAAGUUUUCCAGGAUGGUGAAAGUGUCUUUUAACUCUGCUUUGGGACAGAAGGACGUGAAAAAGGACGCAGAGACUCUGAUUCCCGCGGAGGACAGAGAUGCGGAGGCGGCUCUGCUGGCCCGUCACCAGUCCCGGGCCUGGUGCUGGUGCAUGUGCCUGGGUCUGGCUCUCAUGCUGUCUGGAGUGGUGGUCGGAGGAGCCUACCUGUACCGCCACAACUUCCUGGAGGAGGGGCAGGUGUUCGUGUGCGGGGUGAACUACCGCGUGGAGGACUACAUGAUGCAGGAUGAUGACGAGAUGGAGAUGGACCUACCAAAGGAGUUCCCCCUGCGGCAGCUGGAGGAGAGAGUGCGGGUGCUGGAGAGGGAGCAGGUGGAGUUCAUCAACGUCCCCGUGCCCAAGUUCGGAGACGGAGACCCUGCAGACAUCGUCCACGACUUCCAGCAGAAAUUGACCGCCUACCUGGACCAGAAUCUGAACAAGUGCUACGUCAUCCCGCUCAACACCUCCAUUGUCAUGCCUCCCAGAGACCUCCUGGAGCUUCUCCUGAACAUCAAGGCUGGCACCUACCUGCCGCAGUCCUACCUGGUCCAGGAGGAGAUGAUGGUGACAGAGCGCCUGGAGCACGUGGACCAGCUCGGCUCCUUCAUCUACAACCUGUGCCGCGGCAAAGAUACCUUCAAGCUGCAGCGCAGAGACCGCAUCCUGGGUAUCCAGAAGCGUGAAGCUCUGAACUGCCACAAGAUCCGUCAUUUCGAGAACACGUUUGUGGUGGAAACCCUGAUCUGCGAGCCCUGAGGGGCGGCGGCGGUGGUUGGCGGCGGCGGUUGGCGGCUGCAGUGAGCUGUGUGUUUUUAAUGCUCACCUGUCUCUCCUUUCUGUCUUUACUUCAGGUAGUGAGCGAGUGCGAGGAGUGAAAUGUGAAGCUGUUUGCUGAAUAUUCUUUUUGAUUGUCAAAAGUAUUUUUCCACUUUUCUGUUCGGGGAUCUUCUUGGAAUCUUUUCAUAAAAUAACUAGUUUAAUAGUAAAUUAUUUUAAUCAGUAUAACUGCAAUUAUAGCACCAACAUUGGUUUUAAUAGAGAAGGGACUUUUAGUUUGCCUUUUUGUUUUCAAUCCAAACAAGAUUUCAGAAUAAAGGGCACUUUUAUACCACUCGCUCUGAUCCAGGGAGACUGUUUUUGUUUUUUGUAUUUUGUCUGCUGUAGCUAUUAAUACUCUGCACCUGUUCUUUCUUAACUGGAAAAGGAUCUUAAAGUCAGAGUGCGUUCAGCUUUAAACAUCCACUCACUCAGACCUUAAAAUCUUUUUCUCAAGGGUUGUCUGUCUUUUUUUGAAUGUGUAAUUUUUUGGAUAACUCUUGCUGUUGUACUAAUUUGUGUAUAUAAUCUCUUUAAAGAUAUGAACAGACCAACACAAUAAACAAAAUGGAAAAAACAAA